Molecule: messenger RNA, 307 nt
Organism: Heterobilharzia americana
Lineage: Eukaryota; Metazoa; Platyhelminthes; Trematoda; Strigeidida; Schistosomatidae
Source: the annotation of a GenBank genome assembly
GCUUAUAGUUUCCUAAAUGUUACUGAAUAUUCGCACUACUAGUUGUGAAUGGCGAAGCAUCUUAUUUUCACUAUCCAAAGAAAGUUUAUUGAUUGCAACGUUUGACUCUGACGAUAAUGUGCAUGACUCUAUAUCAUAUGUUUGGCAUUCAUCGCACAUUGGUUAUGGUUUUCGUCAACUACUCAAGGACUCAGCAUCAAACCGCUUCAGCAGUUUCAUUGAGAAACUUGACUGUUUUUCGGGAGAAAGAAUUGAAAAUUCAUCUAUAUCAAUAGUAAUACCUGAUUUGAAUACAUUGGCUCUGUGA